Messenger RNA from Didymosphaeria variabile, 1113 nucleotides. RefSeq lists its product as uncharacterized. Gene Ontology annotation, molecular function: NAD binding. The record is from RefSeq and is a predicted model, not a curated record. NCBI's taxonomy places the organism in Eukaryota, Fungi, Ascomycota, Dothideomycetes, Pleosporales, Didymosphaeriaceae. The transcript is spliced from 2 exons. Bases 1 to 1113 code for a protein of 370 amino acids.
AUGGCUGCUACAACUGCGCCCGUCAAGACUGCCGAGCCUCGUCGCCCUCGCAUCGCGGUCACUCUGGGCGACCCUUCUGGCAUUGGACCUGAACUUGCAGCAAAGCUGCUCAGCAACCCAUUGAACCGCGAGAGAGCCGAUAUUGUACUGCUGGCAGACGAAUCCGAGCUCCAGAGUGCCAUUCAGGAUGCAGGAGGUGUCCAUGUCGCUACCACAAAAGACUGUGCCGGACCCCAGGCUGUCCAGGUGCUUGACGAUCACACAUCAGCAGAGUAUCAGACGCGAAAAGGCGAAGUAUCCAGAGAUAGCGGUGCUCGAUGCAUCCACCAGCUAAAAAGAGCACUCAAGCUGGCACAGACCGGCCAUGUUGAUGGCAUCGUCUUUGCGCCACUCAACAAGAGCUCGCUGAAGCUUGCCGGUAUGAAAGAGGAGGACGAGCUGCGGUGGUUCGCCAAUGAGCUCGACUUCAAGGGCACAACCAGCGAGAUCAACAUUGCAGGGCCCCUCUGGACAGGCCGGGUGACGAGCCACAUCGGUGUGGAAGAAGUUGCCCAGCGUAUCACCAAGGAGUCAACUGUAAAAGCGAUCGAACUGCUCCAUCGUCUGCGGUGGGAAUCAGGCAUCGACGCACCGCGUCUCGGCGUCUGUGCCCUCAAUCCGCACAACGGCGAAAAUGGCGCCUUCGGUCGCCAGGAAAUAGAUGCCAUCCGGCCUGCCGUGGAAGCCAGCCGUGCCGACGGCAUCGACGUGCAGGGCCCAUUUCCAUGCGACACCAUCUUCCUCAAGCGGCAGCACUUCGACGGCAUCAUCACCAUGUACCAUGAUCAAGGCCAGAUCGCUAUGAAGCUACUUUCAUUUGACGGUGGCGUCACCGUCCAGGGCGGCUUGCCGCUGCCGAUUGCGACGCCGGCGCAUGGCACAGCAUUUGAUAUUGCAGGUAUGAAUCUCGCGGCCGUCACAAGCACCCAGAACGCAUUCGACCUCGCCGUGACCAUGGCGGAGCGGCGAAUCCUGAAAGAGAUCCAAGGAAAGACAUGCGAGGUGGGCAGAGCGGUGCCGCUGAAGCACGCACCGCAGGUGGACGUUGUAGAGCUGCAUGCGACGUGCUGCUAG